Messenger RNA from Carassius auratus (goldfish), 2755 nucleotides. RefSeq names its product baculoviral IAP repeat-containing protein 2-like. NCBI's taxonomy places the organism in Eukaryota, Metazoa, Chordata, Actinopteri, Cypriniformes, Cyprinidae. Gene Ontology annotation, biological process: regulation of cell cycle; positive regulation of protein ubiquitination; negative regulation of apoptotic process. Gene Ontology annotation, cellular component: nucleus; cytoplasm. The record is from RefSeq and is a predicted model, not a curated record. The coding region runs from base 659 to 2650 and encodes 663 amino acids. Gene Ontology annotation, molecular function: cysteine-type endopeptidase inhibitor activity involved in apoptotic process; ubiquitin protein ligase activity. The transcript has 9 exons.
ACCUUUUGUUAAUAAAAAAUAAAAACAUUUGUUGCACUUUAAAUUCGUGACAGUUAAUGUGUGACGUCAUUUCCGCCUCUUGGUCUAAGAAGAAAGGACAUUUUGUGCUGAACAAAAUCCGUUUUUGUUCUUAGCAUCGGUUCCUUCAUUAAAGGGGAAGAAAGCACAUACUUCCUCCAUUGACCUUUUAUCUGUUCAAGAGUUCAUUUAAUUUUUUUAAUAAGAUAAUGUGUUCUGUCAUGGACGACUAGACACCCAUCAUGGGGUAUCCAGCAGAGAGAAAGGCUUCAAUUGGCACAUCCUGUGGUCAUAUUUUUUUUGUUGGAUUUCAUAUUGACUAUAUGUUAAGGUCCAAAGAAACCACCAUUUGUCAUUUAAAAAUGUCUUUUGGUCAGUGUAGUUGCAGUGCAUUUUUUAGUGAUCCAGGAUGAGGUUAAAGAGCUGCCAUGGAGGAAUGGCAUAACAUCCAUCUUGUUCAUCUAACCAAGCUUUUUGAUUGAUGUGGCUUCUUUUAUGUUUCACAUUAUGAUAAAGCAGUUUUAGUUCAGGGCACAUGUCACCAGUUCUGUGAAGAAACCCUUCUGUUGUGUAAUCAAGUCAAGUUUUAAAGACAUGGAUAAAGAGGAUUUUUUUUCUCUCUCUCUCCGUUCAGGGUUAGAUGUUUUUUUUGUCUUUUUUACACAGUUCAUCCUCUAUAUGCACAGAGCGUAUUCAAGCCUUUCUCUCUGCUGGACAUCCCCUUCUCUUUCCCCAAUUUUUUGAAAUGGAAAUUAUACAAAACAGUGCUUUCCUGAGGGGUUUGUGUCGCAAUAGCGCCCCUGCAGAUUUACAGUAUGAUAAUUCAUCAGAACUCUUUCGUAUAUCCACAUAUGCUAAGUUCCCCACCACUGCGCCAGUGACGGAGAGGAGUCUCGCUCGGGCAGGCUUUUAUUACACUGGAGUAGGUGACCGUGUCCAGUGUUUCCGCUGCAAUGCGACGGCUGACAACUGGCAAUCUGGUGACUGCCCUGCUGAGCGCCACAAACAGCUGUCUCCCAACUGCAGCUUCAUCCAGAGUUUACCCGCCACCGCAAAUCUCCUGUCGUCCUCCCACUCAGCCUUUUCCCCACUUCGCAAUGUAGCCAUCUUGCAGCUGUCUGCCCCUGCAACCACAGGAGUGUCGACCACUGCGGCAUCAUCUUCAGGCCAAACAGAGGAGCAGGUGGGUUACCUAAACAUGGGAUUCAGUAACCUGGCACCCUCCAGUCCCAUUUCCUCCCGUGGAGUGGAGGAUGUGUCUCACCAGAGACCGCCGGCUUGUCACAAUCCCAGUAUGCGUCGGGAACAAGAUCGCCUUGACACGUUUCAGAAUUGGACUCUUGCUACAGUAACUCCAGCUGAGCUCGCCAAAGCUGGUUUCUACUACCUUGGCCAGGGUGACAGGGUAGCUUGCUUCAGUUGUGGCGGCCAGCUUAGCAACUGGGAACCAGGAGACCGGGCAGUAUCUGAGCACCAGAGGCAUUACCCCAACUGUCGCUUUGUUCGAGGCGACCGUGCAGAUAACGUACCGUUAUCUGGUGGUGGCCUUUCAAAUGUAUCUAACUCAGCAAUGCAACAGUGCGAAGAACGGCUGUUAACAUUUGUCAACUGGCCCUCAAGAAUACCUGUUCGACCAGACCAGUUGGCUAAAGCUGGGUUUUACUAUGUUGGUCGUAACGAUGACGUGAAGUGCUUUUGUUGCGAUGGUGGACUCAGAUGUUGGGAGUCUGGUGAUGAUCCAUGGGUAGAACAUGCUAAGUGGUUUCCAAGAUGUGAAUACCUGUUGCAAGAAAAGGGCCAAGAAUUUGUUCAUCAGAUUCAAGCAAGAUUUCCAAGACUAUUUGAACAACUUUUGACUAAUGGAGACAGCAACUCAAGAGAAUUUGUUGAUCCCCCUGUUGUACACCUGGGUCCUGGAGAAGACCGUUCAGAAGAUGCAGUGAUGAUGAACAAUCCCGUGGUUAAGUCAGCGUUAGAGAUGGGAUUCGAACGUAGUCUGGUGAAGCAAACAGUCCAGAGCAAAAUUCUCACAAGUGGAGAAAAUUACAAAACUGUUCAAGAAUUGGUUUCUGAUUUACUAAGUGCAGAAGAUGAAAAGAGAGAAGAGGAGCGAGAGCUUCUUGCUGAGGAGAUGGCUUCAGAUGGUUUUACUUUCCUUAAGAAACAUCAUGCUGCUUUGACACAGCGUCUAAAAAGUGUCCAGAGCUUAAUGGAUCAUCUUCUGGAGGAGAAUGUCAUCUCACAGAAAGAGUAUGACACUGUUCGUAACUGCACUUCAGUCAAGCAGCAGACAGGGCAGCUCAUUGAUUUAGUCCUGUCAAAAGGAAAUGCUGCAGCAGAGGUUUUCCGCAACUGGAUCAAAAAGAAUGAUGUGUACUUGCUGAGAGAAUUGAUGGCCCAGACAAAUGAAGCUGCAUCACCGAGUCAAGAUCUUUCAGAUUUGCCUAUGGAGGAACAGUUGAGGAGACUUCAAGAGGAGCGCACAUGCAAAGUUUGCAUGGACAAGGAGGUCAACAUUGUCUUCAUCCCCUGUGGCCAUUUAGUGGUUUGCAAAGAGUGUGCACCUUCUUUACGCAAGUGCCCCAUAUGUAGAGGAUUGGUCAAAGGGACAGUACGUACUUUCCUAUCAUAAAAUAAACCCUUUGACAAGUAACAAAUCAACAAUAAAUUGAGCUGAAAAAAUAUUUAAAUUAAAACUAUAUGAGUAAAACAAUAAAACCGUGAAACUCAACAAAUA